GAACACACUCCGACUGACUGGAGCUCCGCUGCGGUAUACGGCGGAGCACCCGACGCUGAAGUAGGUGGCAAAAAGUUGCUCCUAACUAACUUUUCGGUCGACGCAUAACACCGAGAGACGCCACUGGAGUUUGUAAAGCCAAAAGUCCCCCCCCCCCCCCCCAGUCGGACAUGAGGAGCCCUCCAGGCUCGGGCCACUGAGCUGCUGAGGUCAGAGUUCAAGUGCUUGUUCCAGCAGUCAUGGCUGACACGGAGGGGCUGCCCAUGGCCCCGGGCCAGAUCUACAUUGAGGUGGAGUACGACUACGAGUAUAAGGCAAAGGACAAGACGGUGAUCAUCCGCCAGGGAGAGUGCUACAUGCUGGUGAAGAAGACCAAUGAGGACUGGUGGCAGGUCAGGAAGGAGGAGGGCAUGAAGGCCUUUUACGUGCCGGCGCAGUACGUCAGGGAGGUGCGCCGGGCGCUCUUGCCCCCCCAGAAGCCCACCUUGAGGGCCAAGCCCACCGUUUUGGAUAUCUGCCAGGCAUCCGAUGAAAACCUCAACAGACCCCAGCCGGAAAUGUCCAGCUUCGGGCGGCCGUCGCCUUCCUCUACCCCGUCGCCGUCCUCUGAUCGCGUCGCGCCGCCGGUUCUAUCCAAGGACGCCAACCAGAACCCGGGGAGUCCACAUCACUGCAAGUUGGUAGCUGAACUGGUACUUCUUCACAACAACAACAACCAUCACCACGCCAACAAUUCCACAUUGCCAAGGACACGGGCAGACUCGCCUCCGCUCAAAGUGGGGAACAACCACAACAAAAGCCCAGACAGUGACAAGGCGUCCCCACCGAGCGACCUGCCGGGGGAUCGCCUGAACAAGCUCCACAAUGACUCGGAGUCUGGGGACGAGCUGAGCAGCAGCUCAACAGAACACAUGCAGACAACAUCCCCUACAGGUCCGGGCCGGUCCGACUCGCCGGUCUACACCAACCUGCAGGAGCUGAAGAUCUCUCAGUCCAGCUUGCCGCCCGUCCCAUCCAGCUCCCCUCUCCACAUCUUGGGCGACUGGGAGACCCACAAAGACCUGAGCGGCAGGCACUUCUACUACAACCGCGCCAGCGGGGAGCGGACCUGGAAGCCCCCGCGCACCCGGGACGCCAGCGGCAGCACCAGCAGUAUCCGAGGAGACAGCCAGGGCACAGCGGAGAGUGAGCCGCUGUCUUCUGAGGAAAACUGUCACAGCACCAACUCGAGUCAGUCUGACAGCCAGUACGGGUCGUCCCCGAGAGGCUGGUCUGAGGAGCUGGAUGAACAUGGACACACGCUCUACGUCUCUGAAUACACACAGGAGAAGUGGAUAAAACAUGUGGAUGAACAAGGUCGGCCCUACUACUACAGCGCCGAUGGAUCCAGGUCAGAAUGGGAGCUGCCCAAGUACAACAUGUCCCCUCAGUCCGGCGAGGUUCCCAAGAGUCGCAGUCUGGAGAGGAAGCAGCAGGAUCCCAUCGUCCUCACCAAGUGGAGACACAGCACCUACGUCUUAGACCUCAACGACAAGUUCUCGUUCAAACUCCGGCGGUUCACUUCCAACUCGCACAGGAGGAGAUUCCAUCUCUCUCUUUGCCGUGAUAAAGAGUGUGCUCCGGUGCCCAAGCAGAGCUCUCCAGACUCUGGCUCCUGUCCCUCAUCUCCUAAGCACCCGUCGACCCCCUCGGAGAAGUGCGGAGUCCUCAAUGUCACCAAAAUCACAGAGAACGGAAAGAAAGUCAGGAAGAACUGGACCUCCUCGUGGACAGUGCUGCAGGGUUCCUCCCUGCUCUUCGCAAAGGGUCAGGGGGGCAGCACCAGCUGGUCAUACUACCGCAGUGGCUCCAUCCCUGAGCUGCUCCUCACUCUCCUUAGCAACUGGAAGCGCUCAGUCAAGCCCCGUCCUGCUGUCUCCUAUGUGAACUGUAGUCCUGUGCAGGCGGCCGCUAAGUUUGGGAGCAACCAGUCGAAGCCUGAGUUCACUGUGGAUCUGCGAGGGGGGUCGGUGGAUUGGGCAUCCAAGGACAAGUCCAGCAAGAAACACGUCAUCGAGCUGAAGACUCGUCAAGGGACGGAGCUGCUGAUCCAGUCAGAGAUCGACAGCGUCAUCAACGACUGGUACCGGGCUCUCACAGAGACCAUCAACACACAUGCCUGGGAGUCAGACGAGGCCAUUGAGGAAGACAUGCCCGAGUCUCCAGGAGCUGAGAAACAAGACAAGGAGAAAGACCACCGGGACUCCAAGAAAAACAGAGUGAUGAAGACGUCUGUGAGUAUGGACUCAUCAGACCAGAAGAAAACCAGGUUGAAGCUUAAGAAGUUCCUGACCCGUCGACCCACCUAUCAGGCUGUCCGAGACAAGGGAUAUAUCAAAGAUCAGGUGUUUGGCUGCAGCCUGAGCAGUCUGUGCCAGCGGGAGAACACAUCCGUACCCAACUUUGUCACAAUGUGUAUCGACCAUGUGGAGAACACAGGUCUCAGUAUUGAUGGCUUAUACAGAGUGAGCGGGAACUUGGCAGUGAUCCAGAAGCUCCGCUUUGCUGUCAAUCAUGAUGAGAAGGUGGAUCUGAAUGACAGUAAGUGGGAGGACAUCCACGUCACCACGGGAGCUCUCAAGAUGUUCUUCAGGGAGCUUCCCGAGCCUCUCUUCACAUACGGGUCCUUUGACGACUUUGUCGACGCCAUCAAAUGCUCCGACUACAAGCAGCGAGUGAAUUCAAUCAAAGACUUAAUAAAGAAGUUGCCAAAACCCAACCACGACACAAUGCAAGGCCUCUUCCAGCACCUGCGGAGGGUGAUUGACCACGGGGAGGCCAACCGCAUGACCACCCAGAGCGUGGCCAUAGUGUUCGGACCCACGCUGCUCCGGCCCGAGACCGAGACGGGCAACAUCGCGGUCCACAUGGUCUACCAGAACCAGAUAGUGGAGCUCAUACUGCUCGAGUACGAAAGCAUCUUCGGCAGGUAGAAGGCACCCCACUCGAAAAAGGGAUGCUGGGCUUUUUCAAAACAGACUUCUUUUUCCCCCCCUCCCCCUCUUUUCUUUCAAUAAACUGAACAUUGCUGUGGACCAAGCAGUUGUGGGAGAAUUUAACCUUCAUUGACAGGACAGUUUAUGGAAGUGAUGCACUUAUAGUUUUGGAGAAUAAAAAAAAAAUAAAAUAAAAAAGGUGUACAGAUUUCCCUUGCUUUUUCAGUUGCCAUUCCUGCUGCGAGUAGCAGGCCGGACAGCAGACAGUGUUUCAGAGUGAUGACGUGUGGACGUCCGUGUGAUUUGGUGGAUUCGAGCAUUCAGGUGUUUUCACAUACACUGGAUCCCUGUGGCCAGUAAUUUACAACGGUGGAACUCUUCGCCUUCUGGUGGAAACCGACCAAGCUUUGGAUCGGGGGGUGGGGGGGCGCGCAUGGCAUUAACCAGCCAAAACCAGCAACCUCAUCACCUCGCUGAAGGAUAUGAGCUGAAUCUGAACUGAAGAGGUUCUUCUGUGUCGUGGAGCUUUGUCUGUGAUGUAUAAGCCCUGUGUGGUUAUGGAUCAGGUGGGGGAAAAUAAUAAUCAGUGUUAUGUUAACAGACUGUCAUUUGGCACUUGGAUGAACUGGAUCAUGUUCCCAACUCACCUUAGCGACACCAUCACCACCCAUCCCUCAUCCCCCUUUUAGCCAGUGUUAACCAUUAACCCUGUGAUAAUGAGUGUCCUGUGACUUGAAUGAUGGAGGACAAGCCCUGUGUGUGUGUGUGUGUGUGUGUGUGUGUGUGUGUGUGUGUGUGUGUGUGUGUGUGUGGGUGUGUGUGUGUGUGUGUGUGUGUGUGUGUGUGUGUGUGUGUGUGUGUGUGUGUGUGUGUGUGUGUGUGUGUGUGUGUGUGUGUGUGUGUGGUGUGUGUGUGUGUGUGUGUGUGUGUGUGUGUGUGUGUGUUAAAUGGAAUAAAACCUGAGCAGAAGCAUCCUCGUCUUGCCACUUUGUACAAACUGUGUGUUGUGUAGUCUUACGUGCUUUGGUCAAGUUUCCGUUAAGCUGCCGGCGUCAUCGUCUCAUCAACUUCAGUGUUGGUUUCUUCAGUGGCAGGAAACGUCACCGAGGUCCUGGCGUUACUGGACAAAAAGAAAAAGUGGAUUUGUGGGGACUGCAAUGUUACCAAUUGUAGAUGAAUUGUCUCUGUCGACUCUUCUCUUCAACUAAGCUAAUAUUAACGAGUAUUCAGAGAAGGGAAAACGGUACUGAAAAUAUUUCAAAGGUUGAUGAAUGGGAGCGUAUGGUUGUUAAAAUGCAAAGGAGAGCCUUCAAAAAACCUUUCAGAGCAUAUUUACAGUGACAGAAACUAGUUGUUAAAAUGUGUUAUAGUGACUGAGGUAUGUAUGCUUUGAUGGUGAAUUAGUGAAAGAUGAUUUUUUUUUUGUAAAUUUGAAUUAAAACAUGACAAUAAGUGGAUUGUGGAGGAAAAAAAAAACACAUGAUCAACUGUUACUUUUGUUUGAAGGUGUAUCUGGAGUGUUUGCGCAUGGUCAGCUGCACAUUUUGAAUGUAAUUUUCAGGCUAACUGCUGUUUGUGAAACUGCUAUGUCUAAUAAAAAAGACAAACUAAA
Etheostoma spectabile (orangethroat darter) is the source of this 4587-nucleotide messenger RNA. RefSeq names its product Rho GTPase activating protein 12b (gene arhgap12b). NCBI's taxonomy places the organism in Eukaryota, Metazoa, Chordata, Actinopteri, Perciformes, Percidae. The record is from RefSeq and is a predicted model, not a curated record. Gene Ontology annotation, molecular function: protein binding. Gene Ontology annotation, cellular component: cytoplasm. The coding region runs from base 240 to 2972 and encodes 910 amino acids. The transcript has 20 exons. Gene Ontology annotation, biological process: regulation of GTPase activity; signal transduction.